Messenger RNA from Phlebotomus papatasi, 2381 nucleotides. RefSeq lists its product as uncharacterized. NCBI's taxonomy places the organism in Eukaryota, Metazoa, Arthropoda, Insecta, Diptera, Psychodidae. The coding region runs from base 736 to 2277 and encodes 513 amino acids. The record is from RefSeq and is a predicted model, not a curated record. The transcript has 6 exons. Gene Ontology annotation, molecular function: protein binding.
UGCAAAAGAGUAGGAUAGACAUAUUCAGAUCUUUAGAGAAAGAAAGAGAUGUGAAUUUCGAUUUUAUGAUAUUUUUCUGAUCUAAAAGGUGUGUCAGCGCCAUUAAUAAAUAAAUAAAUGAUGAUAUUUUGUCUUCUUUUUUUUUUAGUCAUAAAGCAGUUUAUAGUGAUUCUUUUGUUCGUUUAAUUUAAAUUAGAAGGUCAGUAGAUUGAGAAUCACUGGAUGAUUGUCUGAAGAAGAGGUCCAUUUGGUAUAGACGAUGGAGGCAAUGAAUGUGAGUGAAACAGGUAGAUGAGGAAUUCCUCAUGAUCAUAAGCCGGUUGAUUGUGUUGGUUGGGUUUGUUGUCAGUUCUUGGAGUCUUUCAGGUGCUCUCGAGUGUGUUUAGUCGCCGUGCAAUUUUCCCAGGUGUUUUGGAUGUGGAAAAGUGGGUGGAAAAUUGUAUAAAUAGUGCCAAGUGCCAUUGAAUCUUUUCAAUGUCCUCCGGAUGAGUUGAAAAUUCUGCCCAAAUAUCGAGUGGGAAUAGAUGGAAUUUGUGAGUGUCAUCCACUUCUUGACGAGUGCUCUAGCUUCGUGUUCGUGCUUUGGCUUUUGUGCUUCGUACCUGAGUUUGUGUGUUUCUAGCAUUUUAUGACUACUCUCCUGUCCCAAUACACACAAAAACCUCUUCAGCGUGUUAUUUUGAUUUUCCUCCACCUUCAUUCACAAUUUCUCGAGGAAUUUUCCAGCGCAAGAGGAUGAGUUCUCGCGCCCAGGCCACCAACAAUUUACUGCUUGGCGAUAAGGCUCUGGCUGGAUUGCCACAGCUCCUGGAUGACUUACAGCGCCUGUCUGAGGAUCAGGACAGUGCGGAUGUUGUGUUUCUCGUGGGACGCGAGGAAGAAAGGAUUUAUGCUCAUCGGAUUAUCAUGAUGGCCAGGUGUAAAAGCUUCCAGACGCUCAAACGUGGAGAGAUUUGUCGUAUUCCGGGAUGCAGUGUCCUACCAGCAGCUCCUGGCACUCCCAUUCCCAUCCGAUUGCCUCAUUUGAGUCCCGAAGUCUUUCGUCAAUUCAUCUUGUACGUUUACACAGGAAAGAUCCUCCUGCAAGACUCCAUCUUCGAGAUGAUGUCCAUGGCAAAGGAUUUGGGCGUUGAAGAGCUUCAAACAGCCUGCGAGGAUCACGUUGUAUCGACUCUUUCAGUGGCAAAUGCCUGCACCUUCCUCACAGCUGUUAUGGAAAUCCAGGAAAAGGCAACAGGCGCCAAAUGCACAGCCUUUAUGGAGAGAUGCGUGAGCUAUAUUGGGGAGAAUGCUGCUGAGUGUGUGAAGACAAAUGCCUUCCUCAAUCUCACCAAGGAGGGUUUGAUAAAGCUCAUCUCGUCAGAUUAUUUCUGCCUGGAAGAGGAGGAUGUCUGGCGAUGUGUGUUGGCAUGGGCAAAGAACCAAGCCGGAGUGACCCAACCAACAGCUCACUGGACAGAAGAAGAACGUGUCCGGGUGUGUCAGCAUCUUUCAGGCGUUAUCAGCCAUGUGCGUCUCCUCCAGAUCGACAGCAAGGUCUUUGCGGAGGAAGUUGAACCAACAGGAGCUGUUCCCAUGGAACUAUCCCUCGAGAGAUAUCGCUUUGCUGCCCUAAGCUCUGCCAAAGCACCAGCAAAUCCUCCAGCUGCACAUCCAGUCCCCCCCGGUGAGCCAGACAAGCGCCUUCAGCCGCGUCUUCUGCUCAAUCUCUUUCCAGGUUCAGCCAUUCUCAAGAGUGACAAGCUCCACCUUCAGAGUGUCCUCAAUGGAUGGUUCGGAUCGCCCAAGCAAAUGUGGAAGUUGAAUUUCCGGGCGUCAGCUCAUGGCUUCUCAGCCGUUUCCUUCCACAGGCAUUGCGAUGGCGUGGCUCCGACCAUGGUGAUUGCCCUAGGGGCACGUGGAGAGAUCUCCGGCGGGUACAGUGAUGUUCCAUGGGCCAAGAACAGCCGCAAGGGAGGAUACAUUCACUCAGAAAAGGCUUUUCUCUUCACCCUGGCUGGCAGUGGCCAGGACAAUCCAGUGAAAUUUGACAUUGUGAAGAAGCCCUAUGCCAUCUGCUACCAUCCAGAAUGUGGCCCUAUUUUUGGCGCCGGAGCAGAUUUGCUCAUCUCCAACAGUUGCAGCUCCAACAUGGAUUCCUACUCCAAUCUUCCCCAUUCCUACGAUGGCCCUGGAGCCAGCUGUACCAGCAUGUUUGGAGACUACAACUUCACCAUUGUGGACUAUGAGGUUUACACUCCAGCCCCAUCUUCGGAUUCUGCUCCCGGGAAGAGAUGAGCCUUUCCCGCGCAAAAAAACAGCCGCACGGGCCGCACGACUUUUGCCUAUUUUAGGGCGUUUUUCUGAGAUUUGAAAUAAACGUUUGUGAACAUUUACAAAAA